Messenger RNA from Prorocentrum cordatum, 1139 nucleotides. The record is from the annotation of a GenBank genome assembly. NCBI's taxonomy places the organism in Eukaryota, Dinophyceae, Prorocentrales, Prorocentraceae.
AGAUCCCAGAGGUCCGCGCGGAUCCUCGAAAGCCUGUGCUGACAGUGGAGGCACACGCCAAGAAAAACCCUGCAUGCCUCCAGGGUGCCCUGGGUUUCUUGGGUUUCGGUGGUGUUGCUGUGGGAAGCGCGACGUUCCGGCGCCAAAAAUCCAUGGACGUCCUGGGGUCUCAGGGUUGGGUUUCUUGUGGAAGGUUUCUUGUGGACUGGCCUCCGCUGCAUGCCGUUUUCUCUCCUUCUGCGAUCCCAUCCCCGGACUCCCGAAGCCGAGCAGCAAGCACGUCAUCACGGGGAACCCGUUGUACCCGCCGUGGCCAGCGGGGAUGGAGGAGGCCAUGUUCGGCAUGGGCUGCUUCUGGUGCUCCGAGAACAUCUUCAUGCGGAUGGAGGGGGUGUACUCCACCCAGGUCGGCUACGCCGGCGGCGACAUCCCGAACCCGACGUACGAGGACUGCUGCACCGGCCAGUCUGGGCACAACGAGGUCGUCCGGGUGGUGUUCGACCCCAGCGUGGUAUCCUACGAGGAGUUGCUGAAGAAGUUUUGGGAGAAGCACGACCCGACCACCCUGAACCAGCAGGGCAACGACAGAGGCACGCAGUACCGCUCUGGUAUCUACUAUUACAGUGAGGCCCAGAAGGCUACCGCCGAGAGCACAAAGGCCGCCUACGACAAGGCCCUCUUGGCGGAGGACUGGGGCAGGACCGUAAAGACAGAGAUCGUCCCUGCGCCCGAAUUCUAUUACGCUGAGGACUACCACCAGCAGUACGACGCGAAACCAGGUGCCCGCGGCUAUUGCGGCCUGCGGCCGACUGGCAUCUCGUUUCCGUCGCCCGCUUCGGCCGUGUCGUGAGGUGCUGCGCGGGCCAGCUGGUUGGGGCCUACCGUCGUUUUCGGACGCGAGGAUGAAGAGGAGGCACACAUUCCGUGAGCGGAUGGUCACUUCGCUGCCCUGAAGUGCUUUGGUAGCGCAGGGCAUCACAGAUAUUCGAUUUUCGCGCCGUUCAUGCACCUGCCGCGGCGCCCCUCCACCCCCCCGAAAAUGCAACUCCGAUCCUUCAAUGUAUUCUUGUUGUCCCGCGCGGACAGGCAAACGGCCGAUCACGAUUGGCUGGUGGCUGCCAGAAACUCCGUAUUUCCCA